AAAAACCACAGCUGGGGCAGAAGGGUAGGACACUCACAAGGAGAUACAGAGGGGCAGUUAAAGCUGCAAAUCAUAUGAUUAUAAGGAGAAGAAGGGGCAAUAAGAGAGAGACAUGGGAGGCACAAGAGAUGCUGCUAAACUUCCCCGGGUCCUUACAAUCCUCUGUCUUUUCCUCCUGCCCCAAACAGGGUCAGUUCUGGAGGUGACUGCUCCGUCCCCCCACGUUGCCCAGAAAGGAUCCGACACCCUGAUUCCCUGCACAUUCCGUAUUGAUCCAUUCCCUGCGGAUCCCAAACUCUUGAACAUAAAGUGGCACUUUAAUGGGCAGAUACGACUGUCAUGCACUGAUAGUGAGGUGAGCGCCACGGACCCCCGGUUCUCCUUGGACCCCAAUUCCGCUCUGUUGGGAGAGGCCUCUCUGUCUGUCUCUAACGCUCAGAUAUCCGAUGGGGGGACCUACUCCUGCUCCGUCACUUACGGCACCGAGUGGCAAGAGAAGGAGAUCAGGCUGGAAAUCCAAGCCCCCCCCCAGAUAAACAUCACCAAUAAACUGGUUACUGAGAAUAAGGAGAGCGCCCUGAGUGCCGCCAUUACUGGGUUCUACCCCGUGGACAUUGACAUUAAAUGGCUCAGGGAGGGGGAGAUACUGGCUGGUAGGACUGAGCUCCCCCCCCAGAGAAAUGCAGAUGGUACAUACCGAGUGACCAGCACAGUGACCAUUGUACCCACCGAGGGGAACCAGAACUUCUCUAUCCGGGUCCAACAUGAGUCUCUCUCUGCCCCAUUACAGGAGGAUUUCCAGCUGCUCUAUGAAGCCGCCCCCUCCAUACACAUCAGCCAUGGGUCAUUUUAUGUGAAUGAGGAGCAGACGCUGAUGUGCCAAGUGUGGGGGUAUUACCCAGAAGACAUUGCUGUGAGUUGGUUCCUGAAUGGAUCUCGGGUGGAACCCUCAGAGAUAAAGAGAAUUAACAGUUCUGCUCUGGAGUUGCCCUACCGGUUCCUCCCAACAGCUGAGAGUCAGGGGAUGGAGAUCUCUUGUGUGGUGGAACAUCGGGCCCUGACGGAACCUCUUGUGCAGUCACUGAAGGUAGAACUGACAGAUGCUCAGGGGAGAAACACAUUAAUAAUACCAAUAGCAAUAGUUGUUGUUGCUCUGGUGGCAGUUGUUGCUGUUCUGAUCCUAAAGAAGAUGAAACGAUGUUGUUUCAGGACAGGGAAUAGAGAAGAAUACAGAGAACCAGAUUAUUUACAAGAGUUAAAGGAAUCUUUAAUCUCACAUCAUCCAGAAUACAGAGAACCAGAUUAUUUACAAGAGUUGAAGGAAUCUUUAAUCCCACGUCAUCCAGAAUACAGAGAACCAGAUUAUUUACCAGAGUUAAAGGAAUCCUUAAUCCCACGUCAUCCAGCAAAACCCAAAGAAAUGAACAAAAAAAUAACCAGAAACAACGAUGGAACCUUUUCUCCUAGAAGUGAAAAAGUAUUUUCUGAGAAGGAAUUGGAGCUCGGACAGCGAGUGAUCUGGGAACAUGAAUCUCUAGCGAAGCCUGAGUGCCGGGACCUGCCCUUAACUGAAGCUGACAAGAGCAAGUUACCCACAGAAGCCUCAAAAUCAGGGGCCCCUGAGACUGAAGAAGGAGGAGAAGAUUCAGAACAAACAGGACUUGUUGGGUCACAGACUGACAGGGAAACUCAGCAAUGUCCUCCCAUAGAGGGAAACAUGGCAGACAAUGGAGAGCAGGAACCAGAGGAACAGAGCUCAGAAGUUCUACAGGACCAGGAGGAAUCUGAGACUGGACCAAGGGAGAAACAUAUCCCUAAUUCCCCUGUAAUGGAGGAACAAGAAUAGAGAUUCAAGGCCUUCAAGGCUUAUAGACAGUUCAGUACAGAGUUGUGUCCCAGGGAGGACAAGUGGACCAAAAGACUACAGAGAAAGAAAGGGCAAUGGACAUGAAAUACAUGUGGUGGGAAUAUAAGGAAGUCCUGGUGGGGAAAUACAAAUCAACCAUUGGAUUCAGGAGAAACUUGACCAGAGAUCUAAUUGAAGAUGGAUAUUCCCUUCAAGUCACAUUACAUUAGGAUGCCUUAAAGGGUUUCAAGUGCUCAUGGUAUAAAGACUCAUGGAUCUGGAAGGUACAACUCAGUAUGGAGACAUAGCCUACACCAUGAAGGGAAAAGAACACUCCCAGCAAGUCCAUAAUAAGUUGGUUGAGAAGCACCAGGGGAUGGACACGUGUAGCACAUUCUAGCAGUACUGUCCCUGUUUUGCCCCCGGAGAAUAAAGAUUUUAUUUAUAAAUGA
This is a messenger RNA of Xenopus tropicalis (tropical clawed frog), 2298 nucleotides long. RefSeq lists its product as uncharacterized. The transcript has 11 exons. The record is from RefSeq and is a predicted model, not a curated record. Lineage: Eukaryota; Metazoa; Chordata; Amphibia; Anura; Pipidae. Bases 113 to 1846 code for a protein of 577 amino acids.